Messenger RNA from Plasmodium vinckei vinckei, 3393 nucleotides. Its product is annotated as conserved Plasmodium protein, unknown function. Bases 1 to 3393 code for a protein of 1130 amino acids. Gene Ontology annotation, molecular function: phosphatidylinositol binding; ubiquitin binding. NCBI's taxonomy places the organism in Eukaryota, Apicomplexa, Aconoidasida, Haemosporida, Plasmodiidae. The record is from RefSeq and is a predicted model, not a curated record. The transcript has a single exon.
AUGGAUAGCGGAGGAAUCAGAAAGCGAAAGGAUACAAAGGAUAAUAAAAUAAAUAUAAGGGCACCAAAUAAUAUAUAUAAUAAUAAUGUGAUAACAAAUGAUAAAAAUUUAAACGUAAGUAAUUUCCCAAAGGGAAAUAAUUCAAAUUGGAAAUAUAAUGAAAAUGUAGGAGGUGGAAUGCCACCAAAUACUGAAAGGAAGUCAUCUGAUGGAAAUUUUAAAUUCGGAAAAAAAAAGUCAAUGAAAUUAUUCAAUAGUUCAAAUAUUAGCACAUUGUCAACUAAUUGUAUUAAAUCACUUAGUAACUUAAUGAGCAAUAUUAAUAAUUCAAAUAAUAGUGCCGGAUUUAAUGGAGGCAAUAAUUUUAAUGGAAAAGGUUUAUCACGAUUUUCAGUAAGUAAUACAUUUCACGAUAAACAAGCAGGAAAUGGAAGUUUCUCAAAAGGGAUAAGCUAUUUGAGCAAUAUGGCAAAUGUCAAAAGUUUUUUUGGUAAUGAUAACAACAAUAAAGGAAAAGAUGAUUUUAAUUUUUUCCGUAAUUAUGAAAAUAAUAUAUAUAACAAUAGACAUAGGAAUAGUGAAGGAGCAAAUGCUUAUAGCAGCAAUAAUAAUAAUCCAUAUGGAAAUGAUGCAGCAAAUAAAAGCAACAUAAGUACUUAUGGUAACAAUGGUUCUAAAACAUCAAAUCCGAAUAGCAUUAGUAGCUCAAAUUUAGAAAAUAUUUUAAAUAAUAAAGAAGUAACAAAUGAAAAAUAUCAAAUAAAAGGAUUUGGUAAUAACUAUAUGAGUGAAAUAAAUAAUUUAAGGAAUAUAACAAGUGAUGAAACAUAUUAUACAUGCCUUGAUAAUCUAUUAAGAAAUCAUGGAAAUAUUGAUUCAAAUGAAAUGUUAAAAUACAAUGAUAAAAAUAUAAACUGUUUAAAUGAUAUAAUAUUUUUAGAUAUAUAUAGAGCAUAUAAUGUAUUAACAUAUAUGCAAGAAAAAGUAAAUAUAAUCAUUUAUACAAUUAAAGUUAUUGGAAAAAAAUUAAAAAAAAAACAUGUACCUGAAGAAGUAGUUAUAUCCUUAGAAUUUUUAAAUUUCUGUGUUAAGAACUUAGGAUUAUUUUUUAUACGAUUUAUUGAUGAAAGCUUUAUGAAAAAAAUAAGUUCAUUAUUAAAGACAACUACAUUAAAAAAAUCAAUAACAAAAAAUGUCAAAUCAAAAUUAUCAAAAUUUCUUAUCGUUCCAAUAAUACACCCUGGAGUCGCCACUGAUCCAAGACUUCAUUUUAUAAAAAGAAAAAUCUUAUUUAUGCUACAAUUAUGGCAUGAUUCAUUUAUACUAUACCAGCAUGUAGCUACAACAUUUUUUAUGGAAUAUAGAAGUUUAAAAGAAAAAGGAAUUACAUUUCCUAUAAUAAAAAAAUCAGAGAAAUUUUUUGUAAAAAAUGCUGAAAAUUCACCAUCCUUUUCGGAUGAUAAUAUUUUACAUGAGUUACCAUUAAAUUUAUCGCAAAUAAAUAAUAUUAUCAAAAUUUUAAAAGAAAUUAAAAAUAUGGAUAAUAACGAUAGUGAAAAAUAUAAAUGUAUAGAUGUUAUAUCAAAAUAUACAGAUCAAAUUUUACUUAGUAUCAAUAAAUUAUCGGAUUACAAAGGAAAUAUUAAUAUUUCCGUUACUUUGAAUUCACUACUUUAUAUUAAUGAUCAAAUUUGCAUUUUUGAAAAAAUGAAAAUUGAGAAGGAAAAAGAAAUGGAGCUCCAAAAAGAAAAAGAAAAAAUGUAUAAUGCAACCAAAUCAAGGGAAAAAGACAAAAAUAGAAAAGAAAAAAGAAAAAAGAAAAAAAAUUCAUUACCAAAUAUGGAUGAAAUAAUUUUUAACAAAUUUGAUCCAUGGAAUACAGAAAACAUACCAACAAAUGAUAAGCCAGGUAGUGAUAAUAAUAAUAAUAUGGUAGGAGCAAAUGAUACAUUAUUUUUUAGUAAUAACGGUUUUGUUGAUGGCUUUAACAAAAUGGGUUCUGCGGGAAAUGUCAUAGGAAAUCAAAGUUCUAAUACAAUUAAUAAGGUUUCCAUGAAUAAUUCAAACUUCAAUUUAAAUAGUAAUGAAAAUGCUUUUUCUUUUUUUUCCGAUGAAAAUCCUAUAAAUGAACCUACACAAACGAAACAAAAUAACGAAAUAGAUGAUAUAUAUAGCGUAUUUAACGAACUUAAAUUUAAUGAUGAAAAAGAGCAAGAAAUAGUUAAUAACGACAACAAAACAGCCAGCAAUUAUAUUCCACAACCACGCCAAGAUAAUUUUACUAAUAAUAAUGUUUUAAAUAGGAAAGAGUUACAACCAGUUGCCAAUAAAAAUAUGCCCACUAUUAUCGACAACACCAUUCCUAACAUAAUGAAUGAAAAUAAUGCAAAUGAAAAGAAAAUUGAUAAAAAAGCAUCGAUAUUAGAAGAUCAAUUAGAUUAUUUAUUUACAAAUAAAAAUAACAUUCCAAAUCAAAAAAGUCAAACCAAUCAAAAUAAUUUUAAUAAUGCAGAAAUAAAAAAUAGUAACUUGGACAUACUUAACAUUGAUAAUAUUGUACAGAACGAUUGGAAUGACUCAAUAAAUAUUGAAAAAGAACAUAUCUUCCAUAAUGAUAUACCUAAAGGGGCUAAAAAGUCAGAAAGUAUGAGUAAAAGUGCCUCUAAAAAUUCUAUUUCUAUUGAUGGUAUUGACAAUGAUACGAUAAAUGCUGGCAAAAAUAAUAAUAAUAAUAUGGGAUUUAUUCCCGAUAAAGAAAAAGAAAUUGCUAUAAAUAAUAUACAAGAAGAGAAAGACAACAAUAAUAACAAUAAAAACAUUGAUAAAAUUUUUGACGAAUUUGAUUUUAAUUUUAAUGAUAAUAAAGUAACUUAUCCAAAUGUAUCCGAUAAAAAUAAUAAUAUUACGGGAAAUGUGAGCAAAACAAAUGCCAAUUGUGCAGAAGAAAAUAAGAAUGUGUUAAAAGCAAAUAAAAAAGAAAAAAUAAACACAAAAAAAAAUUCCACGUCAUUUGGUGAUGAACAUAAUGACGACAAAUUAAAAAAUCCCGAAAUAAAAAAGAGCGAAUCCAACAUAUUAAAUAAUCCAGAGAAAAGGAAAAAUAAUAAAACAGCAAAUAAAAAUAAUAGUGUAGAAAAUAUACUAGACAAUGGUAAUCAAUUACCUCUUAACAAUUUAAAUAAAAAAAAUUCUGUGAGUAGUGCUAAUAUGAACAAAGAUGACCAUAAUCAUGAUAAUGAUAUAAACCUAAAUUAUCAUAAAAACAGACAAAAUUCCAAAACGGAUCAAGACUCAGACGAUAUAAAUAUUGAUGAUAUAGAUGAAAUAACAAAAGCUAUAGACGAUUUAAAUUAUAAUUUUGAAAAUAUGAAUAUUUAUAAAUAUGAUAAUUAA